This is a messenger RNA of Phasianus colchicus (ring-necked pheasant), 6456 nucleotides long. It is a transcript of the gene ANKDD1A, whose product is annotated as ankyrin repeat and death domain containing 1A. Gene Ontology annotation, biological process: signal transduction. The record is from RefSeq and is a predicted model, not a curated record. Gene Ontology annotation, molecular function: protein binding. Lineage: Eukaryota; Metazoa; Chordata; Aves; Galliformes; Phasianidae.
UGCAAGCAGAUGAAUACAGCCUUUGAGGAAAGUGAUGAAUCUCUUCUCAAGCUUCCAGAGUGGGUUUGCGGAGUCUCCUCAGGUUUCCAGGGUUUCUGAAAGCUUCAUAUGUCUGACUGCAAGAAGCUACAGAACUGACGUUUGUGAGCAUUGCUGGAAUGUUCCCAGAUUUUUGGCUAUGUAGCAGGUCCCAGCAACAGCUAACAAAGAAAGCAGCAAAAUAACCUAUAGAACUACUAAAAGCUUGGCCCGGACAGAUAACAAGAUAAAGCCACAUAUGAAGACAUGUAGACAGAGCCCUAACAUGUAUUCUGUUCUAGUGGGACAUAUCUGAAAGUGCAGUUUGCAAAUCUAGACACAAAGGCUGUACAGUUAUCUCCUUUCAUACCCACAGCAGGGACAUAAAGCAGCACAAACAUACAAUUCCCCACAGCAUCACUGGUGGCUUCACAGCACAGUGCCAAGGGAACUCAUUAAGGUGCUGCCAUGUAGACCCUACAGUGGCUAUCUCAGCAUACUGUGCCAUUUGACACCUAGUCAUAUUAAGACAGACCAUCAACACAGAAAGAGUAUGGUGGUCAUCUCUUUUCCCAUGCAGUAUUCAAUUUCUUGACUGUGGCAACAUAUGCCAGGGAAUACAACCCUGCAGGGCUGGAGGCUGUUGUCUGAGCUCCCCAAUUGAGGACAGCUUCAGGAUUGCAGUGGCUUGGUUUCUUGGGCUGCAAUCAGCUGCAGGCAGGAGGAGUCACCUUCCAGUUUUACUUCCAAAGGAAGAUUAUAAAUUAAAGUCCAAUUUGCUAAACCUUUUGGUAAGCAGCUGUUUCUGCAUAAACACAUACCAGUUUGUGGGCUGUAUUACAUGGUUAGCUGCAAAUCUUACUGACUUUAAAAUCACUGUGUAUACAACUAAACGAGAGGGCGAACAGAGGCACAUUUUAACAUGGCAUGGAUUUAAACAACCUGACUCAUAAUUUUUGAAAACUGGAGAUUGAAAAUGAUUAUCCUAAACUAACACAUAAAAAUUGGGCACAAAAUGCUAUGUCAGAGAGCUUCCCUUUUAAGCAAGAAAGAGCAUGUAGCCAGCUUAACUAAAAUUUUUCUUCAAGUGAAAUAAAGUCGAAGACUUUAACACCUUUCUGAAGACAGGGUCAAUAUCAAGAAUAUAUUGCAAGAAGAAUUCAAAUUAUUACCUCCCCCUUGCAUUCAGUAUGGUACAUUAGUGGAAAAAUCCAAAAGCUCUUUUAGUUCUGUUAGCUAAUAAAUGGAUCGCUAGGCAAGUGUUCAGCAUGCUAAUAAACCCUUGCAACAUUCUGUAUUUAGUAUCAGCAGAAAGUCUUCACCCCUUCCACACCUGAACACGUACCUAUUUUAUAAGAAGGGAAGAAACUGCCUACGUUGCUUUUUUUCUGCCUGCUGGAAACACCCAAGCCCGCAGAUGCAAACUUCCAGUGCAUCUGUGCUACUUCUCUCUGAGGUCAGCAUUAAGCAGCAGAAAAACCACAGAAGAUCAAUCCUAGCUGAUUCAGGUUCUGGGAGAGGUGCAGACAGUGAUGUUAACAUUGACAAGUUAAGUCCAAACAGCUUUCCAUCUCUGAAUCUCUUCUAGCGAAGUGAAAGAGUAGCAGAAGCCAGAAGUGCCAUCUAGGGCUGGGAGGUUGCUGAGCUGGGCACAGUAGGUACACACAAGCAGGGAUUAUUCUCUGCCCUAUCCAAUGCUGUUGCCCCGGCCCUCGGGCAGUAGGGUACCCACUGGGGAAGGCUCAGCCCUUCUCAGUCAUUCCUGCUGGCUCUGUUCCAAUUUGUCUAAAACACUUAAAUAUUCAUUGUGAGAGAGAGCAAGUCUAGCCGGGUGCACAGACUCCUCUCCAGGGAGCCAGGACACCUGCCUUCUACACUCAGUGCUUCAUCAAAUCAUUAAUUAUUUAAAAUAACAGGAAAAAGCAAGAAAAACUCAUGCUUGCAGCCUGCUGCUUAUAGUACUCUCUGGGGUCCUGCGGAGACCAGGGUUUGCAACUCCCCUCCGGCAGAGGAGAGGAUCUAACCUAGCUUUCCACUUUCCUAGGGGAGGAUGCUUCACCCAUUGAGCUAUUGUACAGAAGGGCUUUUCCUUUAUCCAGGCAGCCGUUAGGCUUGCUUUUCUUAUCACUGACAGUUUUUCUUUCUUUUUUUAAUUCAAUUUGAAUAAAUGGAAAACAAAACCCAAAUCCUAAGCUCCGAGACCAGCAGCUAACCACAGACCCCUACACAAUCUUGUGUUUGCUUUAGAGAUUAGGGUCUACCAAGGCAAUAGGCAUUCUUCUCCAUUUCAUAGCUGCAACUGCUGCCAGUGGUCCCACAGCAAGACAGCUGCAUCAGUGCAGCACUUGGGUGCACAAUCCUCAUCGGGGCGUCUGUAAGGAGGUGGAAACAAUGGAUCAGCCCAGCACUUUAGUUAGUUCUGGUGUGUCUGCAUGGAGUGUAGUUGUGCCCACAGACAUUUCUCGUUUAGUAAAGGGUCUCUUUAUCUCUGCAUCCUUUGGGCCUGGUUCACUGCAUCUCAGCACACAUAGGAGCAGCUAAGACCUGCACAAGGAUCCCCGGGACAGUGGUGUCCUCCAAGCCCGGCCUGAGCCCGAGGACAGCCCCAGCUGCAGCCUUGAGUUCAUUGCACAGCACAGCGAAUCCCGGCAGGUAAACAGCACGGGCACCCUCGUGUGGUCGCCGUGAUGAUCUCUGUGCUCUCAGCCAAAACCGGUCGUCCAGCACGUCUAGAUGAUUCCUCUAGGGAUUCCUUCUAAGGAGGAGAGGGGCCCGGGAAAAGCAUGAAGUCUGACAGAGCCAGUCGGCAUGGUGCAGGGAGGGAAUGCAAAUCUGAUGCUACAGUGAAAGCAGAGCAAGGGCCUCGCAAGGUCACUUCUACCACAAGAUGGGCCCCUCUUCCCUGUGAUCAGCAGCAAAGAAAUCCCUGUCAUGCAGCCUGCACCCUUUUGCUAUCUUGGCCACUGGAAAGCUACAUGCAGAAGAAGCUGAAGUCCUGGCUACUGAGAUUUAAGCUCAUGCUUCCCAGUCCUGCCCAUUCCAAGUUUGCAGAACAGGUUAUUUCUUUCUCCCCACGGCAUCUUCCUUGAAAGAUCAGCAAACAACAGCAUUUACUCAAACAAGCCAAUAUGUCACUCAAGGUGUCACCCUGUAUUAAAGGCAUGACAGAGUGCAAGCAAACACAAGAAAGCAUAGAAAAUGUAAGGAGAGGUCAGAUAAAACAAAAGCAUGUGUGGAGAGUACUUCACAGCAUCUGCCCAGGCUCCUGGCACUUCAGAGCAGGGCCAGCAGGCUGGGCUGAGCAGCCAAGCAGCCAGCUUUGUCAUUUCUGUGUCCUCACACACUCACUGCUGCUUUGGACCCUGUUUUUUCCUUCCCCCACUCUUAGCUCAACCAUUAUCUGGUUCCUUCCUCCUAGAAUUAUGAGAAGGAAAGAGAAAAUGAAAGACAAAACUAGAUUCUGAUGCUGGAACAAGAGAAUUAACUCAAACCAUGGGUAAAGAACUGAUUUAACCCCAUUCUGCACCUUCUGCUGUGCGUUGGCCACACAGUGAGGAAAUGCAAAACCCUGAACCUUAUAUUCAGGAAAAAACAACAACAACAAAAACCCAAACCACAAAAAGACCACAACAACCCACCCUGUAUUUCCCACAGGAAAACCCCCUCCUCUCAAAUUGGUGUGGAAACAGAAUUAAACCACCCAUAGCACCAUAUUAGUGAAUGCACCGAAGCAGAACACCCUGAGGUGAGGGCAGCACCGGGCUGAGGAGCCACGGCACGGAGCCCAGACUGAAAUGCCUAGGGUUUGCCCCUUGGAGCCAUUCCACAACGGCCUAUUUUAACAAACAAAAAGCAAAAUUAUUAUUUUUAUUAUUUUUUUUAAACUAAGGAUUGCUAACCCAAGACCACCUUCUCCCCUUUACGAGGAAUCGAACUGCAUCAAAACAACCGGCGAGCCGCUCUGCUUUUCAAACGGCGGUGUGUACGGAAACGACGGCGAUAUUCUACUUAUCUCACUUUAAAACAGCAGCGAAAAGAGGCGCUCUGCGGCGGUGUGGCCCGGCUGUGGCCCGCCCAUAAGGCGGUGGGGCUGUGCCCGCCCUACCUUGAGGAGAUGACAUGGGGGACGAGCCGGCGUCGGAGGACGACACGCUGCUUCAUUCAGAGAAGGAGUUCCAUGAUGCAGCAAAGCGUAAUGACACGGCCAGGAUGGAGGAGCUCAUCAAGAGAGGGGUCGAUAUCAAAGCCAAAAACAAUACAGACCGAACUGCCUUGCACUGGGCUGCAGGAGCUGGGAAUGUGGAUGCUGUGCGACUGCUCCUAGACCAUGAUGUGCCAGUGGAUGAUGAGGACAGUUUUGGAAUGAACGCACUUCUCCUGUCUGCUUGGUUUGGCCACCUCCAUGUCCUGCAUAUCCUCGUCAAUGCUGGGGCAAAGAUAAACUGUGUUAAUAAGAAUGGCUGGAACCUGCUUCAUUGUGCAGCACAGAGGGGACACAUCCAGGUGAUGGAAUUCAUCAUGGAGGACCUGGAAAAUGUAUGUGUGGAUCAGACAGACAAGAUGGACAGGACAGCAUUUCACCUGGCGGCAGAGCAUGGUCAGCUGGAGGUGGUGGAGUUCCUAAUCCGGCAUGGUUGUUCUCACAGUGCUAAAGACAAGGAAAAGGAUACAGCAUUGCAUUUAGCUGCUAAAAAUGGACAUCUUUCUGUGCUGCAGAAGAUUGUAGAUGUUGGAGUGGACCUUGAUGAAAAGAACUUAGAAGGACUUACAUGUUUACACCUGGCUGCUGAGGGAGGUCACAGUCACUGUGUAAAGCUGCUCUUGGAAGCAGGUGCUGAUGUUAAUGUCCAAACUCAGAAGAAAAUGAACUGCCUUCAUUAUGCAGCGCUACAUGGCUAUGAGGAGAUAGCCAGGAUCCUUGUGGAUGCAGGAAUCCACAUAGAUGCUGUUAAUCAUCAAAAUGCUUCAGCAACACACAUUGCAGUACUACAGAACUUCCCAGCACUGGUGAAGCUCCUCAUUGAUGCGGAGUGUGACCUUGACAUUCCAGAUAAUAGGCAGCAGACCUCACUUCAUAUCGCUGCAGAGCACGGCAGGCAGGACAUCGCCGAGAUGAUUCUCAUUGCCGGAGUAAAUCUGAAACUAACGGACAAGCAGGGAAAAACAUCUCUGGAUGUUGCUGCCCGAGGCAAUCACAUCAACUUGGCAGACAUGAUUAUCAAGGCAGAUCGGUUUUACAAAUGGGAAAAGGACAACCUGAACAGUGACUCCAACUCCUGGGUGGCAAAGCACUUGACCUUUAAGCAAGAUCACAGGGUGGAAACACAGCACAUUCGCUCAGUAAUGUGGAGGUUAGCCACUAAAUACCUCAAACCUGGUGAAUGGAAGAAGCUGGCACAUUACUGGAAAUUCACCGAUGCACAUAUUAGAGCCAUUGAGCAACAAUGGACAGGUACUGCAAGCUACAGGGAGCACGGCCACAGGAUGUUGCUUAUUUGGCUUCACGGUGUGAUCAUGGCAGGAGAAAAUCCAGUCAAGGGGUUGUAUGAAGGUCUUGUGGGCAUUGGAAGAAGAGAUUUAGCAGAAAGCAUUCGGAAAAAAGCAAACGCAGACCCUGCUUCUCCAAGAAAGUGCGCAGCAAUGUAACACCCACCGGUUGUCAUUGCCUGCCUGAUGAGCUGCAAAAGAAUCACUUGCUAUGCUACUUACCAGAAGGCAGCUAUAACUUCAGGGCUUGUCAUAAUAGUUGGCAUCACUGCUGCUUCCUUCUUGGUCUGGAACUACCAGGAUAUCAGCAAAUAGUAGCAGUCUAAAUGCCUCCUUUAUAAAGUGAGAUUUUAUUGGCUAUUCCAUAUGUUCCAAACACUGUAAUAAGAGGUAAGUUACAGCAUGGCAAGUGAGACUAUCAGGAAACACUGCAGUAUUUUACUGUAACUUGUUUGCAUCACAAUUUUGUAUAUAAGUUUUUAAUUGUCAAUUUUAUAAACUGGGGAGAACGCCUUUGUUUUGAGAAAUGUUCUUUACUUAUCUAUUUUGUGUUUAUUUCUGGACUGGUGCUUGUGUCUAAGAUUUGUUCUCAACUUCCCUCUUAGCACAGGAGUUUGCUCAGGAAAGUUGAGGUGACUACAUGGUCUGUGAUCUUUAAGGAGAAGAUCAGUAACAUUCAUCAAUGAAACAUUUAUAAAUCAAAUGGGUAGCUUCUUUAAUCUCUGGGUUGCCAUUUGAAAAGCCUAGAUGAGCAUGGAGUUAUCUGUGUUCUAAGAAACAAAGAGUGAAGUUAAGACAACCUGAAGGCUGAUAUUUCCAUCCAGAGCACUGCUGCAUGGAUUUUACUGUUUUAACUCAGAUGUUAGCAUUGAUUAUUUUACACAGUCUCUCAUAAGGAUAGUUUUCAUAAACACAGAUUUGACUUGUCAGCUUUUGUAUUUUUAGAGUGUU